CUCUUUUCUCUCCCUCAUUUCACUCAAUAAGAACCGUCUGAGAGAGAAAAGAAGAAAAAGUUUUGUAGAGAUGGAUAAGGAAGUAAUAGCAGUUUCGGCGAUGGAGGCUUUCGAGAAGCUCGAGAAAGUCGGCGAAGGCACCUACGGUAAAGUGUACAGAGCCAGAGAGAAAUCCACCGGGAAAAUCGUCGCGCUCAAGAAGACGCGUCUCCACGAGGACGAAGAAGGCGUUCCUUCCACCACUCUCCGCGAGAUCUCCAUCUUACGCAUGCUCGCUCGCGAUCCUCACAUCGUCAAGUUGAUGGAUGUGAAGCAGGGACUGAGCAAAGAUGGAAAGACAGUGCUGUACUUGGUGUUUGAGUACAUUGACACUGACGUCAAGAAGUACAUCAGAAGUUUCCGUCAGACUGGAGCCAACAUUCCUCCCCACAUUGUCAAGAGUUUGAUGUACCAACUUUGCAAAGGAAUCGCUUUCUGCCAUGGCCACGGUGUGCUCCACAGAGAUCUCAAGCCUCACAAUCUCUUGAUGGACCCCAAGACAAUGAGGCUUAAGAUUGCUGAUCUUGGUUUAGCCAGAGCCUUUACUCUCCCUAUGAAGAAGUAUACUCAUGAGAUAUUGACUCUAUGGUAUAGAGCACCAGAGGUGCUUCUUGGGGCCACUCAUUACUCUACUGCUGUUGAUAUGUGGUCUGUUGGCUGCGUCUUUGCUGAGCUUGUGACCAACCAAGCCAUCUUUGCUGGAGACUCUGAGCUCCAACAGCUUCUCCAUAUUUUCAGGUUGCUCGGGACGCCCAAUGAAGAAAUGUGGCCAGGUGUGAGCACACUCAAGAACUGGCACGAAUACCCACAGUGGAAGCCCUUGAGUCUCUCCACAUCUGUUCCCAAACUUGACCAGGCUGGACUUGAUCUUCUCUCUAAAAUGCUGCAGUACGAGCCAGCAAAACGAAUCUCAGCAAAGAUGGCUAUGGAGCAUCCUUACUUUGAUGAUCUCCCGGACAAGUCCUCUCUCUGAGGAUUUUGAUUCUUCGAGUUACUGCUUCUUUCAAGCAUAUCUCUAGUGUGCUUCUCACUCUCUUCGCUUUAGCUUCAUUAUCGUCACCUCUUCUGAUUGUGUUUCUUUCUGUUCCCAAGUUUGUAUCAAAGGUUCAACAUUUUUAAGAAAACUUAUUUAUUCUAUAAUGAUACAACCUUGAUGA
Molecule: messenger RNA, 1196 nt
Organism: Raphanus sativus (radish)
Lineage: Eukaryota; Viridiplantae; Streptophyta; Magnoliopsida; Brassicales; Brassicaceae
Product: cyclin-dependent kinase B2-1
Exons: 7
Coding region: 71-1012 (313 amino acids)
Biological process (GO): G1/S transition of mitotic cell cycle; signal transduction; protein phosphorylation
Cellular component (GO): nucleus; cyclin-dependent protein kinase holoenzyme complex; cytoplasm
Molecular function (GO): ATP binding; cyclin binding; cyclin-dependent protein serine/threonine kinase activity
Source: RefSeq, a predicted model, not a curated record